ACGGCCAGGGACCAAGCUACUCGUAAACACCAUCAGAGUGUACACAAGAACACGUACGCGGCGCACGGCGUCGUUAGUCACCAAGCGGGCCAUCGGCAAUGGCGAGCACGCAAGCUCCAGCGGCGGCCGACAACGUGGACCCCGUCUACGAGUGGCUCGACGAUGGCGCCAGCUACCUUCUCCGCCUCGACCUCCCAGGGUUCAAGAAGGAGGACUUUCGGGUGCACGUGGACGGCGAGGGCCGGCUCACCGUCAUCGGCAAUCGCAAACCCACGCCCGGCGGCGGCGGCAAGGCGCUGCGGCUCCACAAGACGUUCCAGCUGCCCAAUACGGCCAACCUUGAUACCAUCACGGGCCGCUUCGACGGCAACGUGCUCACGCUCACCGUGCCCAAACUGCUCGCCGGUGCUGAUGCCCCCACAACGCCACCACCGCAGUCCAAGGAGGAGGCGCGAGUCGCCGGCGAUAAGCCAGAUCAGGCGGACAAGCUGCCCGCCAGGGUUGGCCGUGGCCGUGAGGAGACGACGGAGGAGCGGAGGACCACCGAGACCGAGAGGACUAGCUUGGCUGCGACAAGCAAAGAGGAAGACGAGGAGAAGGCCAAGCCCAUGGUGGCGCUGCCGCCGCAGUCGAGCGAGAAGGCGAGCGGAGACCAUCAACGAGAUGACCAGCAGGAUGGCAAGGCGCAGGCCGACCACAGGCACAGGGAGAUGGUCGCUCGCGAGGCCGCGCGCAGGAUCGAGGCGGCGCGGGCGAGGGUGGCGGAGGCCAAGGCCAAGGCGGAGCGGGAGAGGAAGUGCGAGCACUGGAAGGAGCGCGCCGUGGAGGAGGGCCUCAGGUUGGCGGAGGCGGUCAAUAACAAGAAGGAGGUGAUCGCCACGGCCGUCGCCGCCUUCACACUUGGCGUCUUCGUCUCCAGUAGGCUCUUCUCCAGGACUUAAUCAACCCAUGCGUAAUCAUGGAGCAGACAAUUUCACGUAUGUGUGAGCAUGAGAACAUGAGCAGCAUCGCCAGGUUAUAUUGAUUCGUAGACUUGUACAUGCAUGAUCCAGCACUAAUAUUCAUAUGUAUUAAUUAUUGCUCCCUAUUGAGCACU
Zea mays is the source of this 1096-nucleotide messenger RNA. RefSeq lists its product as uncharacterized. Bases 99 to 941 code for a protein of 280 amino acids. Lineage: Eukaryota; Viridiplantae; Streptophyta; Magnoliopsida; Poales; Poaceae. The record is from RefSeq and is marked validated. Gene Ontology annotation, biological process: cellular response to heat. The transcript is spliced from 2 exons.